This is a messenger RNA of Carassius auratus (goldfish), 5840 nucleotides long. RefSeq names its product arf-GAP with SH3 domain, ANK repeat and PH domain-containing protein 2-like. The record is from RefSeq and is a predicted model, not a curated record. Gene Ontology annotation, biological process: positive regulation of GTPase activity. Gene Ontology annotation, cellular component: cytoplasm. The coding region runs from base 448 to 3426 and encodes 992 amino acids. Gene Ontology annotation, molecular function: GTPase activator activity; protein binding. Lineage: Eukaryota; Metazoa; Chordata; Actinopteri; Cypriniformes; Cyprinidae. The transcript has 29 exons.
GAAUCUCCUCCACCUUUACUUUGUCAUUUUUCUGCGCUUUCAUUGAAUCGCACUGCAAGAGCCGCAUCGAUCUAAAGCCUGCAGCAAUCCCAGCACGACAACGUACACUCCUGUCCCUUAUCAGAUGAGGACUACAUCAGAAGACUGCUUUAUUUUCAAACGGGUGGACUGAAUCCCCACUUACACUGGACGAAGUGAGAGCCAGCACCGUGGGAGAAAGAUUUCCCGUCGCAGAAACGUCACUUCUCUGUAGUUGGCUAAUGAUUUUUAGUAAUUCCCAACUUGUCUUAAUCAACGCAGGACAAAACACAGCGAUGAUAGGACUUCAGAACGCUCAUGAGAGCUUUAUUUCGGCAUUUUAUCUCUGAAUUUCGACAUUAAGUAUACCACAGCCGGUUACUACGAGGAUUAAAACCGAUAUUUGUGUUUUUUUACGAGGGAAAUACAAUGCCGGACCAGAUCACAGUGGCGGAGUUUGUGGCGGAGACGAAUGAAGAUUAUAAAUCGCCCACCGCCUCAAACUUCACCACUAGAAUGACUCACUGCAGGAAUACUGUAACCGCACUGGAGGAGGCACUCGAUGUGGACCGCAGUGUCCUUUACAAGAUGAAGAAGUCCGUUAAGGCCAUUUACACCUCCGGUCUGGCUCAUGUGGAGAACGAGGAGCAGUACACUCAAGCUCUGGAGAAGUUUGGAGAGAACUGUGUUUACCGAGAUGACCCUGACUUGGGAUCAGCCUUCCUGAAGUUCUCAGUCUUCACAAAGGAGCUCACAGCCCUCUUCAAGAACCUGUUUCAGAACAUGAAUAACAUCAUUACCUUCCCAUUGGACAGUCUGCUAAAGGGAGAUCUGAAAGGGGUUAAAGGGGAUCUCAAGAAGCCCUUUGAUAAAGCCUGGAAAGACUAUGAGACUAAAGUUUCUAAAAUCGAGAAGGAGAAAAAAGAGCACGCCCGACAGCACGGAAUGAUCCGGACGGAGAUCAGUGGAGCGGAGAUAGCAGAGGAGAUGGAGAAGGAGCGCCGUUUCUUUCAGCUUCAGAUGUGUGAGUACCUCCUCAAAGUCAAUGAAAUCAAAAUCAAGAAAGGUGUCGACUUGCUUCAGAAUCUCAUCAAAUACUUUCAUGCACAGUGCAACUUCUUUCAGGAUGGUCUCAAAGCAGUGGACAACCUCAAACCCUCAAUAGAGAAACUCGCUACAGACCUGCACUCGAUCAAACAGGUACAGGAUGAAGAACGCAGGCAGCUAACCCAGUUACGGGACGUUUUAAAGACCACUCUGCAAGUGGAGCAGAAAGAGUCUAGGAGAGACUCCCAGGUUAGACAGAGCGCCACCUACAGUCUACACCAACCCCAGGGUAACAAAGAACACGGGACAGAGCGCAGCGGGAACCUCUACAAGAAGAGUGAUGGGCUGCGGAAAGUGUGGCAGAAGAGAAAGUGCACGGUCAAGAAUGGUUAUUUGACCAUCUCGCACGGGACGGCUAACAGACCUCCUGCCAAACUCAAUCUUCUCACCUGUCAAGUGAAGCACAACCCAGAGGAGAAGAAAAGUUUUGACCUCAUCUCCCAUGACAGAACUUAUCAUUUCCAGGCAGAGGAUGAGCCAGAGUGUCAAAUAUGGAUCUCAGUGCUGCAGAACAGCAAGGAGGAGGCGCUCAACAACGCCUUUAAGGGUGACCAGCAUGUUGGCGAGAACAACAUUGUGCAGGAGCUGACCAAGGCCAUCCUGGGUGAGGUCAAGCGGAUGGCGGGUAACGACGUCUGCUGUGACUGCGGAGCUCCCGGCCCCACGUGGCUCUCCACCAACCUGGGCAUCCUGACAUGCAUCGAGUGUUCAGGGAUCCAUCGGGAGCUGGGCGUUCACUACUCCAGAAUCCAGUCACUAACACUAGAUGUUCUCAGCACCUCAGAGCUCUUGCUGGCCAAGAACGUGGGGAAUGCUGGGUUUAAUGAGAUCAUGGAAGCUUGUCUGACAGCAGAAGAUGUCAUCAAACCAAAUCCCUCCAGUGACAUGCAAGCGAGGAAAGACUUCAUCAUGGCUAAAUACACAGAGAAGCGCUUCGCUCGUAAGAAGUGUCCGGAUGUGCUGUCCAAACUGCACACGCUCUGUGACGCCGUGAAGGCCCGGGACAUCUUCUCUCUCAUCCAGGUCUAUGCUGAGGGUGUGGACCUAAUGGAGCCCAUUCCUCUGGCCAAUGGCCAUGAACAGGGUGAGACAGCCCUUCAUCUGGCCGUGAGACUGGUGGACAGAACCUCCCUUCACAUCAUUGACUUCCUCACCCAGAACAGUUUAAACCUGGAUAAGCAAACGGCUAAAGGAAGCACCGCGCUGCAUUACUGCUGCCUGACGGACAACAGCGAGUGUCUCAAACUGCUGCUGAGAGGAAAAGCCUCUAUAGACAUCGCUAACGAGGCUGGUGAGACGCCGCUGGACAUCGCCAGGAGACUCAAACACCUGCAGUGUGAAGAACUGCUGAACCAGGCGCUUGCAGGGAAGUUCAACGCUCAUGUGCAUGUGGAGUACGAGUGGAGACUUCAGCAUGAAGACCUGGACGAGAGUGAUGAAGAUCUGGAUGAGAAGUCCAGUCCUCACCGGCGGGACGAGAGGCCGUUUAGCUGCUACACUCUGGGCAGUAAUUCCCUUCAGCCCAGUCCGGCCAGCCUGACACGAGACGCACGGGACAUGGUCAAAGACAAGCAGCGGUUUGUGCCCAACCUGGUCAACAACGAGACCUAUGGAACCAUCAUCAACACCAACUCUCCGGUCGCCCUGUCCAGCUCCGCUCCUCCUCUUCCUCCCCGAAAUUUAGUUCAGCCGUCUGGUCUUGCUGGAAUGGUUCAGGGAUCUCCCGGUUGGAAACCUGGCUCCCUAGACCUGACUGGCAGGCAGCGAUCUUCCUCUGACCCCCCCAACAUGCAUCCUCCAGCGCCCCCCUUACGGGGCACAUCCACUUCCCUUCUUGUGCCCAGCGGAGCUCCUGUGACUAAAACUAGCAGUGUGAUGGAGCCCAUGACUAUACACCCCAAACCCGCCCCGGGGCCUCCUGGGCAGAACAUCAACCGGACUACAAGCACGGAUAAAACCUUCAGUAAAAGCACACUGAUGCGCUCCGGAUCCAUCGAGAGACCAGGCAGAUGUCAGAGAAACCAUGUUGACUCCAAAGAAGUUCCUGGAGGCCCCCAAAACAGCACUGGUCAAACUCUGCCUGCUACACACAUGCCCAGGAAAACUUACCUGAAGCCGAAGCGUGUGAAGGCCAUGUAUAACUGUGUGGCUGAUAACCCAGACGAGCUGACGUUCUCUGAGGGUGAGGUGAUCGUGGUGGAUGGUGAGGAGGACCAGGAGUGGUGGCUGGGCCACAUAGAGGGAGAGCCAAUGAGACGAGGAGCGUUUCCUGUCACAUUCGUGCAGUUCUUCAUGGACUGAAGUUCAGAGAUCAGAGACAUGGAGUUGGACCGAUGACGGCACUUCUCUGCUUCUGUGUGGCCUCGCUGAACAUCAUCAUGAUCAUCAUUAUCUUCAUCCCCUUAAUCUUGAAGCUUGUGUCUGAGCUUCCAAAAUCCCUGGCUCGAGCGACGCUGGAAUAUAACCACUUUUUGUUUUUGGUUUGUGGACCAGACUUGCAUAAAUGCAUUUUUAACUUAUUUUAUCGUCACCACAGUUCUAAUGACAAAUGUCAUCAUAAUGAAGGUUUUAUUCUGAAACCAUUCACAUCCUUACUCCUUUAAUACAGACCGCUCUACAGCGUACGUGUGUUUUUGAAGUACACAGAUCUGUGAAAAUGGUCUUAUUUGCCCACGUUCCAUGAUUGGCAAGGAAAGACGGAAGGAUAAUCAGAGAAUCGCUGACUUUUGAGUACUCUGUUGGAAAAGAGCUUCGUCAACGGUGCUAAACCAGGAAUAUGCUACGAGAGCCGUCCAACUUUCCCGUUUCACACUCCCUGCCCCAGUGCUGAGUGUAUAAAUAGGCCUGCCAUUGCUCACACAUGGGAGAUAUCUCAAGUGCAGCGUGUGGACGAGAGAGACCGAGAAACAGACCGACACGAGAGUGCUCUGUGCUGGCUGAGGGACAGGGGACUGAAUGGAAGUAAUCUUGACCCUGUGCCUGCUGGGAGAUUUGAGCAGCGUGCCAGUUUGCAUGAACAUUCGGUGGCCUCCAGAGAGAGCAACGGAGCAUCAAGGUGGUUUAUUUCUGUAUAGAUAUUUAUAAUUCAGAGCUGUCCUUCUGCGUUCUUGAUUUAGAUGCUUUUAUUGAUUUGAAUGAUCUUUUGCAGACCUUCCUUCAGCGUGCAGGCCGUUUGUCUUCAGAGGUCUGCGGAACGCUGUCAUUUAUCAUUCGUUCUUAAAGUGAUAGACCAAAAAUGAAAGUAUGGUCAUUUGUUUAAGCUCAUGUUCUUUCAUAACAGGAACUGUGGGUGUUGUGUACUGUCACUCUAUUCCAAAUCUAAUGAAGUAGCCAUUGUAACUUUGUGUGAGAAAGAAACUAAUAUUUAAAUGGAUUGUUCAGCAAAACACUUUCAUGUCGUUCCAAACCUGUAUGAGUUAUUUAUUCGAAGGAACACAAAAGCUAUUUUGAAGAACGUGGGAACCAAACAACAUUGGAGACUAUUGACUUGUAUUGUUAAGACAAAAAUUACUUAUUUUCAAUAAUAAUGUCAUUUUGUGUUUGACAAAGUCGUACUGAUUUGGAAUGAGGGAGAGUAUUAAUUUGUUAUUCACUGAAAAUCAUCUUCUGUGGUUCUCAUAUUCCAUUCAGUUUAAACAUGCUGUGUCAAGACAUGCCAAGCCAGUUUUAUGAGAACCGAACUUGAUAAACGAAUGAUGUCAGACUUGGCACAGCAUGUCACAUUAGAGUCAAAAGCAAGUUUGAAUGAGUUAAAGGGGAAGAUAUUAAGUGAAUAACAUUCUUACCCAUUUGUUGUGUUAGUCCCAACACAGGAGUUCUGGGUACUUGCAAUUUAGCACAAAAAUGUACAAUGUCAUUGUUGUCUUUUUUUGUAAGAGCUUGGCGGGGUUUGUUGUCAUUAUGGGAAAAAGCACUCUUGACAUUUUAAAAUAUUUAUCCUGGCUGGUUCUGUGGAAGAUAAAAAGGUUUGAAAUAUGAAGGAAAGCAAAUGACAGAAUUUUUCUUUUUUGGGUGAAUGAUCCUUUUAAGAUGCUCUUACCUUUCUCCAGUGUACAAAAAAAUAACAUUGAACAUUUUUUUUUUACUUUGAGAUCUCCAAAACCUAUUCAAUUUUAACAGAUUCCAAGGUGACAGUUUGAGAUGUUCCCAGAGUCUCUCAGCGUUGGCUGGCCAGAUGGGUGUUCCCUGAACCAGUAAUAACUCUGCAUCUCUCUAAUUGUAUUCCAGGGGAAAUUAAAAUCCCUCAUGUCAUUUCCCCUCACAACACUUCUCUUAAUCCUUUCUAAAGCUUUGAAAUGCUCAUCCAUCUGUAAUUGUGUGCAGGAGUAACACAGCAGAGCGUUAUGUGUCAUGAGUGUUUGAUGUGGUUGCAGAGCAACUUAAUAGAGUCUAUUAUGUAACUUUUAAUUAAAGUCAUGUUAGUCUUGAUUGAGCUCGGACCGGAGUGACCUGUAAUUAUCUGGGUUCAGCUCACUGUAUGCGGCCGGCACCUGAUUGUAGAUAAAUGUAGACUUUACUUUGUGCAUAUUUAAUUGUAAACAGAGAGCUAAACUGAUAAUGUUUUGACGUAUUGUUAGAUAAGACUGUUACAGUACACUUUUAACUAAGUUGAAAACAACCUCUAUUCACCUGUUUACCAUAAACAUCAUUGAUGCUAAUAUAUAAAUAUAUGUACAAAUAAAUGGGAAAACUGGAAUUAAAAACCUGCAAAUGAA